Chenopodium quinoa (quinoa) is the source of this 943-nucleotide messenger RNA. RefSeq names its product jasmonate-induced protein homolog. The record is from RefSeq and is a predicted model, not a curated record. The transcript has 3 exons. NCBI's taxonomy places the organism in Eukaryota, Viridiplantae, Streptophyta, Magnoliopsida, Caryophyllales, Amaranthaceae. The coding region runs from base 83 to 670 and encodes 195 amino acids.
AUCAACAACAAUUACAACAUCUUGUUAGUUUGCAAUCUUUUACGCAUUAUAAUACUCUUUUGAGGUACAUAAGAAAAAAUAAAUGGCAUCAAGCACGACCCAUGUCGAGUUGAGCAGCCUACAGAAAGCGGAGUUGGAUGAGAUGAUCAAGGAAGCCGAGCCCAUAUUAGCUGAGUAUAAAGUUCAACAUGUGACCGAGGUUGGUGGCGCAGUAUUGCCUCUGAUCGUGUUAGAAGGCUACUUAAGGGCCGUAACACUAAGACCCUUGACCCUUUUUGAUUCCAAGCUAUGGGCUGGAAAAAUUGUCAAAGACUAUCCAAAUCCUCUUGAUGGUUCAAUUAGUACCUUUGCACAAAUUUCCGUAAAGGAUGAUGGGAUUAUGUCAGCGGUUGUUUAUACCGGCAAGAACAUUGCUGGCGUUGAAUGUGGAUGGCUUCUAGCUUGGGCCGACUCUAAGGCUAAUGGAAAGAGGCUUUACGCGGAGUGUGGUGUCAUAAGCAAAUUCAAUUGCAUCGACUGGGAACGUAUUGAAGAAAAACUGAUUAACUCAGGGCUAUUGGCAAUUAUUGUUAUUGACGGCGAAACUGGAACUUCGGUGUAUGCUAAACUGACUGGCGUGGACUUUCCGAUGCAGACUCAAGACCAGCUUGCUGCAAUCUUCAGUGGCUAAACAAGUUCCCUACAAUGAUCAUCAUAAUAUGCAGUUGAUCCGGACUGUGGAUCACUCUACUUGUUACUUUGUUACAUUCUAAUGUAUUUAUUCGUAUGAUUUUAUUCACUAAUGUGCUACUGUCUAGUUACGAGGGGCAUUUUUAUUGUUCUUAUCUCAUGUCCUUCUUGUAAGAAAAUGCAAGCGUCUGCCGUCUAUCUACAUUGUGUCAUUCCUUGGUUUCUAUAACCUUGCUAAAAUGCUAAAUAAAAAAGCCCCCUCUCUUUGUUUCUU